Molecule: messenger RNA, 890 nt
Organism: Jaculus jaculus (lesser Egyptian jerboa)
Lineage: Eukaryota; Metazoa; Chordata; Mammalia; Rodentia; Dipodidae
Product: extensin-like
Exons: 1
Coding region: 16-885 (289 amino acids)
Source: RefSeq, a predicted model, not a curated record
GCCUCCCCAACACCAAUGAGCUCCCCCUCCCAUACCCCUAAUCCAUCCCCUACCCAGUCCCCUUCCCAAUCCCGUUCCAACAAUGCUGAAAACCCUUCCAACCAGCAGCCGCAACCCAGCUCUGGAGGCUCAGCCCCUUCCCCUUCCCCCACCCGGGGACCAUCCGCCUCCCGCCAGCCAUCUCAUACGGUCACCCCAGCCCCCUCGCAGCACUCGUCCAGGUCCUCCUCACUGUCCCCUAGCCCUCAUGUCCAGCACGUACCUCGAGGGUCUUCUCAAGUCCCGACUCCACCUGCCUCUAAAUCUCCCUCCCAGACUGGAUUAAAAUCCCUCUCUCGAAACACUUCCCUGAACCCUGUGACCAGGUCCCCGUCCCACAGCCCUGCCAACUCGGCCUUAUACAUCGGGCCCAUUCGAAACAUCCCAUCCUACAUUACUCCCUAUGUGCCCCGCUUCCUGAAGGAGCCCCCAUUUUUCCAGCCCCCUACCUCGCCCCUGCCUCAAAACGGAUGUUUUCCCUGUCCGUUUCCUUGUCAUACCCGGGAACCUCAGCCACCACCGCCACCUGACUCCCUCUACCUCCCCCUCCUACCACCGCCUCCUCAUCACCCCCAUGUUUCCUGCUCCUUUCCCACACCUCCUGCUCUGUUCACACCCCCAUCCUCCCUCUCGUACUCCCCACCCACCGAGGUCCUGUUGAAGGGGAAGCCACACGUGGUGCCGUCAUCGCUGCCGGCCACCUUCUACACCCCCUUCUCCCGGUUCUACUCCCAGCCCCGGCCUUACCAGCGCACCAGGCACUUCAGCACUUAUUCCUACCCUUCCCUCUCCCCCUUCCAAUAUGAAAGCUCGGGACGCUCUGUCCACUUCUUCCGUGGGUCCUAGGCCUC